This is a messenger RNA of Exophiala oligosperma, 1050 nucleotides long. RefSeq lists its product as uncharacterized. Lineage: Eukaryota; Fungi; Ascomycota; Eurotiomycetes; Chaetothyriales; Herpotrichiellaceae. The record is from RefSeq and is a predicted model, not a curated record. The coding region runs from base 1 to 1050 and encodes 349 amino acids. The transcript has a single exon.
AUGAGUAACAAUGCCAACAACUUUCGACUGGAUGGCUUCCCUAUCCACCCUAUUUGGCGCUACAGUGCUUUCAGAAACGCCAAUUUCAGCGAACAUCUAUCCAUCCCUGAGCUGGAUAGGCCACAGUAUAAUAUAGAUGAGGGCGUUUACGACCGCAUGAAGCCAGGCCUGAGACUUGCAACCUUGUUUCUCGAGCUGGUCACUCCUGAGCUAGCACAUAUAUUUAACGCAGGAGUUGAGCCACAACCAUACCACGAGGAGAAACCGAGUCAAAGGCUGAGCGCGUGGAGAGGCACCCCUGCCAAAUACAGAGCACUUAACGCCGAGCUUGUUCGACUGUCCAAGAUGUACAGAGUUACAGCAUUUCGGCCCAAGCCCCAGGGCGGAGACAAGGACGAGCCGAAGUGCUAUUUUAUAAAGACGGACACGGCAGUCACCGACCUCAUAUGGUGUCCGUCACACACGCGCCCAUACAAACAAUUCUACCCGCAAUCAGCCAUCUGCACCACAUGGCAAGCAUUCUUCGAGCGACAGGACUGGGACACAAUUGGCGACGACGAGAAGAAUGCCCGCCUGCUGUUAUUGGCCGUCACGCUGAUCCACGAGCUUGCCCAUGUUGUCUGGUUCCACCGUGUCAGUCGUUACUACGAGCUGUCCGCGAAGAAGGGUCGUAAGGACUUCUCUGACAUCGAAUUUGAUCCAAGCGAGCCCGUGUUCGGCGAGCGUCAGUGGGCGGAAUGCGGCUACGUAAUUGAGGAGUCACUGGUAAGCGGCUAUCUAAGCUACUCGAACAUUGUCCAAAUGCCCAACCAUCCCAACCCUCCUAGAAACUGCGUGCUCUACGCCAUGCGGGAGUGGCCGGCCGUCGGGCAGACUCAGAUCCGGGUCAACGAGGUCCCACCACAUCGAAUCGAAGAUUUCUUCAUACAUGAGACUUGGCAGCGUGGUCCCGAUGCUGCCCUUGCUGGCUACCACCAAGUGGCGAUAGAUAACCUGACCGAUCGGCAUAUGGCGCGGUCCUUCGUUCUUCAGGCUGAUCCUAUGCUUUAA